Messenger RNA from Hyposmocoma kahamanoa, 758 nucleotides. RefSeq names its product protein lethal(2)essential for life-like. The coding region runs from base 138 to 683 and encodes 181 amino acids. Gene Ontology annotation, molecular function: protein folding chaperone. The transcript has a single exon. Gene Ontology annotation, biological process: response to heat; protein refolding. Lineage: Eukaryota; Metazoa; Arthropoda; Insecta; Lepidoptera; Cosmopterigidae. The record is from RefSeq and is a predicted model, not a curated record.
AGUCAACAGUUUGAAUAAGGCGAAGUUACAAGCUACACAAGCGACAUUUGGGAGUUCUUCGAUACUAGCGAUCGAGAAGCGUUUCUCUAUUGUGAUUCUCAACGUUGUGAAAUUUUGUUUGUAUUGAUUUGAAGAAGAUGUCUAUGCUACCGUACGUGUUUAAUUAUGACUUGCCCGUCAUACCCAGACGUUUGUUUGACCAAGAUUUCGGCUUGGCGUUGACUCCGGACGAUGUACUCAUAUCUGCAGUUUCUCCCUUACACUCUCGCGAUUACUAUAGACCGUGGCGUCAACUGGCUGCUGCAGCAAGAGACCAAGGAUCCAGUAUCAAGUCUGACAAGGACAAAUUCCAAAUUAAUAUAGACGUUCAACAUUUCGCACCGGAAGAAAUCUCCGUCAAAACUGCGGAUGGUUUCAUUGUAGUUGAAGGCAAACACGAGGAGAAAAAAGACGAACAUGGUUACAUUACUCGUCAGUUCGUGAGAAGAUAUGCUUUACCUGAAGGUUGCCGAGCGGAUUCUGUAGAAUCUAAGCUAUCUUCAGAUGGAGUAUUGUCAAUUAUCGCCCCGCGUCAACCUCGAGCAGUAAAAGGUGAACGACCAGUCCCUAUUCAGCAAACUGGACCGAUCAGAAAGGAAAUUAAGGACCAAGGACCGCAAGAAAAUAAAGUAGCUAAGAAAUAAACAACCCUCGAACUCUUUUGUCUACAAAUCCUAAAGUACCUACAUAAUUAAAGACUGAUUAAAUUGAAAUAACCU